Molecule: messenger RNA, 1629 nt
Organism: Elephantulus edwardii (Cape elephant shrew)
Lineage: Eukaryota; Metazoa; Chordata; Mammalia; Macroscelidea; Macroscelididae
Gene: CDSN
Product: corneodesmosin
Exons: 3
Coding region: 1-1629 (542 amino acids)
Biological process (GO): skin morphogenesis; cell-cell adhesion
Molecular function (GO): protein homodimerization activity
Source: RefSeq, a predicted model, not a curated record
AUGGGUUUCUCUCGGGCACGCCGGACAGGGCGUGUGGGAGGGCACGGGAUGGUGGCGCUGCUGCUGGCUGUUCUCCUCCUGCCAGGGACCUUGGCUAAGAGCAUCGGGACCCUCUCCGACCCCUGCAAGGACCCUACUCGUAUCACCUCUCCCAAUAACCCCUGUUUCACUGGAACAGGUGGUUCCAACAGCCACAGUAGUUCCAGCAGUUACAUUUCUAGUUCCAGUGGCUCCAAUGGUGGCUCCAGUGGUGGCUCCAGUGGUGGUUCCAGUGGUGGUUCCAGUGGUGGCUCCAAUGGUGGCUCCAGUGGCGGCUCCAGCAGUUACAUUCCCAAUUCCAGUGGCUUCGGUGGUCAAUACAGUAGUGGCUCCAGUGGUUCCAGUGUCUCCAGCAGCGGAUCCAGUGGAUACAGUGUCUCCCAGGGUAGUUCUUCAGGAUCUUUAGUAUUUAAGCCAGGAAUGAUGCAUCACCAGAACAGCUAUUCCUCUGGAUCCAGCUCCGCUCUACAAAACCCAUCCAACUUCCCCCACAAUGGUUCUUCUCGAGUGGUAAUAAGCUCCUCCCAAAAAGGAGCAGGCUCGAGCUCUUCUAUUUCCCAAACAGCUUGGGUUUCCAGCAGCGGUGGCCAAAAGGUCCUCUCCAACCAGCGCCCCUGUGGUCCAGAUGUCCCUGAUUCUCCCUGCAGUGGGGGCCCCAUCAUCUCACACUCUGGCUCCUCCUACAUCUCCGGCUCCCACACUGUGUCAGGGGGCCAGAGGCCUGUGGUUGUGGUGGUGGAGCAGCAUGGCUCUGGUGGUCCUGGAGUGAUUCAAGGUGGUCCUUGUAGCAAUGGAGGCCUUCAAGGCAAGCCCUGCCCCCCUAUCACUUCUGUGGUAGACAAAUCCUACGGAGGCUAUGAGGUAGUCGGUGGCUCCUCCAAUAGCUAUCUGGCUCCUGGCAUGACCUACAGUAAGGGUAAGAUCUACCCUGUGGGCUACUUCACCAAAGAGAAUCCCGUGAAAGGCUCUCCAGGCGUCCCUUCCUUUGCAGCUGGGCCCCCCAUCUCUGAAGGCAAAUACUUCUCCAGCAAUCCAAUAAUCCCCAGUCACAGCUCUUCUGGUUCCAGCAUCUACCAGUCUGGAUCUUCUUUGCUCAAUGUGUUCCAGCCCGUGGGCUCUGGUGGGGUUCAACCCUGUGGGACUGGCUUUGCAGGUUCCAAGGGGCCCUGCUCCUCCUCUACUUCUGUAGUCAUCCACAGUGGUUCUAGCAGCUCCGGCAGCUCCAGUUCGUCCUUCCAUCCCUGCGGUGGGGUUUCCCAGGGCCCUUGCUCCUCAUCAGGCUCUGGCUCCCUCAGCGGCAGCUCCAUCUCCCAAACCGGCAGCAAAGUCAUCCUUCAGCCCUGUGGAAGCAAGUCCAGCUCCUCUGGCCAGCCUUGCAUUUCUAUCUCUUCCUCCUCAUUGAGUGGGGGUCCUAAUGGCUCUCCCCAGCCUGACCCCUCUGCUGGUGCUAAGCCCUGUGGCCCCAACAACUCUGGCAAGAUCCCCUGCCGCUCCAUCCGGGACAUUCUGGCUCGUGUGCAACCUCUGGGGCCCCAGCUAGUUGACCCCAAGGUUUUCCUCCCUCAGGGUGAGGAGCCUGAGAGCUCAUAA